This is a messenger RNA of Dermacentor albipictus, 530 nucleotides long. RefSeq lists its product as uncharacterized. Lineage: Eukaryota; Metazoa; Arthropoda; Arachnida; Ixodida; Ixodidae. Gene Ontology annotation, biological process: Wnt signaling pathway. The record is from RefSeq and is a predicted model, not a curated record.
UGGCUCAUACCCACUAUGGGGUACUGGCCAAGUAUCGGCGUGCAAGAAAACAAUGACGCAACCAAGGACACCGGCACAACCAUAACAGACUUGUCGACGGAAUGCAGACAGUUCCUCGCCAAGAGCUUGUCGAACAACUUGGACAAGAAAAUCAAGAUAGUUGAUAAGCACUUUGAAAUACAAGGUGAUGACAACAGCACAGGCAUUAAGCUUUUUACUGACUCCACCGUGGAAUUGGUUGAGCUUGAGGAACCUGAAGUGCAGCGACCUCGUAAGAAACACAAAAAGUCUAAAGAAAAGGUAACAGACGACAUGCUCGCAGCCAUUGCUGUAACACCGGAAUGGGUGCUACAGCAGUCUGGCAUCCCAGGUGCUAACAAAUAGCCAAAAGUCAUCUGAAAGAAGCUCUGGAGCUACUCAAGUUGCAAUGGUGUAACAGUACCUCAGCACUAUAUUGACUGUAGAUACAUUGUUUGAGUGCUUGUAAUAUCUCCUAUAUUUGUAAAUAAACAAAUUCUUUCAUUACCUUU